This is a messenger RNA of Dracunculus medinensis (Guinea worm), 1122 nucleotides long. The record is from the annotation of a GenBank genome assembly. NCBI's taxonomy places the organism in Eukaryota, Metazoa, Nematoda, Chromadorea, Rhabditida, Dracunculidae.
AUGAAGACUUUUACUAUAGUUUCAUUAGAAGAUUUGCACCUACGAAAGCCUUUCAAAAGUAACUAUGUAAUUGAUCAGCAUACGUUGGAUCGUCAAACGCUGCCAUCCGCUCUUUCUGAUUGCUAUAAUUUAUGUGAUCCACCACCAAAUUUGGAUGCUUUGAAUCCUUAUAGAGAUGAUAAAAAGAGUGCUUUAAGGUAUUAUACGGAUCCUUCAUAUUUUUUCGAUUUGUGGCGGCAAGAAAUGUUAAAGGAUGUUGGAGAUGGGCGACGACAGCGUGCUAUACGUUCGCAAACCGAAAACAAAAGCCCAUCACGUAAAAAGAGGAAUAAACAAUCCACUAGCAAUGAACAUCUGAUAAAAACGUCAUCCCGGUAUGUGAUUGCGUCACAGCAACGUUGCUUGGACAUAAUGAAUUUUCCUGCCGAGUACCAAGCUCCAAAUAUUGUAAGUAAUGAUCAAAUGUAUAUUCCUGUUGGUAUGAGUGUACCAGUUAGUAUGAAUGCGCAUUCUGAAAUGAAUAUUACUUCAAGAAAUGGUGAAGUUCGAACAUGCUCAACAAUAGUGACAAGCACAAACUCUCAUCUCGUUACUCAGGAUGAUGCAACUGCUGAAAAUUCUCCAAACGCAGUCAGCAGUCAGAUGGCUGGGCUCAAUUUACAGGAUGUGCCUAUGCUCGAUGAUGAUGACGAUCUUCCUCCACCCCCUCCCCCUUUAAUGCAUACUUCUCUCGUUUGUCAGAUGCCUAAUCCACCUCUUAUGCAGUUUGUUGCACCGUCAGAAAAUAGAGUUGCAGUUCCACCUUCCCCACCGUUGCCUCCACCAGCUCCACCUGCUCCAGUCAUCACUGUAGUUCAUUCUUUCGCUAAUACAAAUGGUGAAGAAGUGAAGACCAAAACUGAAAAACCAAUACAAGCACCAGAUUCUCAUUUAAAUCUUCUGGCUGAAAUUCAAUCUGGAAUUAAAUUAAAACAAGUUCAAAGGAAAGAGCAAGCUGCAGAAGAGAAAGCGGCGGCUGAAGCAAAUGAUGUUGCAGCAAUUUUACGACGACGUAUGGAACAUGUACUUGGUAAUUCAGAUACGGAAACUGAAUCACCUUCGGACGAUGAUGAAUGGGACUAA